AUGCUGCCACAUUAUAUAUCAAAAGGAUAUAUUAAGGCAAUUCUGCUGCUUUUUGGCGCUGCCCGGCACAUAUACAGCCUGGAGGUUUCUACCAACCCUGAUUUGCCCGGAGACGUGAGUAUACUCCCGUACAGCGCGUUUUUUGAGAAGAAAAAGACCCACCGAAUGAUAGGAACAAAGCUCCCAAAGGCGUACCUUGCAGGCUUUGAGCCGUUUGACAAGUACGUGCAGGCCUUGAAGUUUCUAGACAAAAAGGAGGACCAGAACUACAAAAAGCCCCCAAACUACAUCAACGAAGAGAUAUUCAAGCGCACAAUCAUCUCUGUUUUCUACACAAAGGAGUACUACAUGACUUUGAAAAACGACUGGGACAACAUGAAAAACAUCCACAUAUACAACGUAUACUACGACAACUUCAUCACGAUGGUCAACAUGGCGAAUAUCCCGUACUUUUCAAAGAGAGAGGGGCUGUAUCUCCCUCUGUCCGACAUCAACACAAUCCUUGCGCUCUACGAGAUAUUCUCCAUGAACAAGUAUGUGCGCAUUCCGCUGAAAGUAAAGCACAAGUACGGCAUGGACAUGACCAAAAGAGAUUGCUUUAAGGAGAACAUGCGGAAAAUCAUAGAAAUGAACACGCAAGCAAACACCGAGUAUCUAGGCAUUCUCAGAGAAAUCCGGUACAACGGAAGACCUGUUCUGAUUACGGAGGUGCCCCCAGAGCGCAUAGACACCAAGAGCUGGGUGCGGUGGAUUCUGAGCAGAGAGCCAAAUCUUGAUCUAGUCUGGUACCUGUACUCCACACUGUGCAACACCGUUAGGGACAACAACCUAAACCACACGCUUACAUACGUGAAAGAAACGAGUGUUCUGGGGAAGAAGGGAAUCCAGCUUUUUUUCAGCAACAAAAAAGCGCCAAGCACGGACUAUGUUGGCCUGGCCUUCUACCUGGAAAUGAACAACGCGCUGAAGGUUCGCAGCAUCGAGGUGUCCAUCCAGGAGGGGCUGGAGGUGCCUGAAAUGCACUUCAGCUCUGUGCUAGAGGUGUUCAGAAAGGUAGAGGUUGUGUACGUGAGCUCGCUAGGAAACCUCAAGAACAUAAAGCUAAACCUUUCUCUGGUGAACAUUGUGCUGGACUUUGAGAAGAAGCGGUCUGAGCGAGGCAUGGACCGAGUGCUGAAGGGCUUUGUCAUCUACGACUACAACUCGCUGAACGAGUUUGGGAAGAAGCAGCUGCUCGAGCUGAAUCUGCAGCAGGUUGGCUUUAUGACAGAGAUAUAUAGAGAGCGGGUGUGUGUGGAGAGCGAGCAUCCGUGCCUGUUCCGGCUGAACCAUCGGUCUCCGAACUUUUUGGGAAAGUUUUCCAUUCCGCAGGACAAAAAGGCAAAUGUGCGCGCUCUGGUCACGCCGUACGACUAUGUGUUCGAAGAGCUCAACGUGCAGAAGCUCAACGGGCUCACAGAGCUGGACAUUUCUCUGCCUGAACCCGAAAUGAAGGAAAUGUACAAAGACUCUGAGCUUCCCACUGUUCUGCGAAAGCACAUGGAUGUCACAACAGUGAGGCUAUUUGGAGAGGACGAGCAGCAGCAGUCUUCCUAUGUAGACAUGUUCAAGAAGUCGCUUGCCAUACUGAGCAUAACUCACCUCGACAUAACAGGCAUCCCGAUUAUGAACUCGGAAAUUCUGUCUGUUCUAGAGUCGAACACCAACCAAAUCAAGGACAAAAUAACAGAGUUUUCCUUCACAUACUUCGACCCCGGGCACGAAGAGUCUGUCAAUGACAAAGAAGAUUUUAGCGUAGACACCUCCACAUUCAUAAGAAUACUGCAGGUCCUUCCAAACCUCAGCAAGAUGAACGUGACCAUCCUGAACGACAAGUUUGAGGCAAGCGCCUUGAUCCAGGACUACAAAUAUCUUAUGAAGUGUGGAGGGACGCCGCACACUGAAGAGCAGCUUCGCAACAUCGUGAAUCUGAAGCUGGACAGCCCUCUUCUUUUCACUUCGGUGAAUACGUGCGACCAAAUUCUUGACGAGGGAAUGCGGAGGCUCCAGAAGCCGAUGUUUGAUGUCUUCUAUAAGACAAUGACGUGCCCAAACGGCCCAAACAGCGAAGCUUUGCAAAGAAUGCCCAUCCAGGAGCUCAUACGGUCUUUGCGGGACGCUAUAAAACCAAACAUGUGCCGAAAGUAG
Molecule: messenger RNA, 2187 nt
Organism: Nematocida major
Lineage: Eukaryota; Fungi; Microsporidia
Exons: 1
Coding region: 1-2187 (728 amino acids)
Source: RefSeq, a predicted model, not a curated record